Messenger RNA from Aureobasidium musti, 1565 nucleotides. NCBI's taxonomy places the organism in Eukaryota, Fungi, Ascomycota, Dothideomycetes, Dothideales, Saccotheciaceae. The record is from the annotation of a GenBank genome assembly.
CCGCAGCCUUAGGAAUGGACGAUCAGGAUCCCAAAGCUUCGGCUUCUAACACCACACCUUCCACUUCUGUAACGAAACCCACUAUCACCCGUGCUCGGAACAAACGAUCUUGGAGCGGUUGUGCGCGAUGCAAGAAACGGAGACAGAAAUGUGAUGAACAGAGACCUGGUUGUGGGAGAUGUCUUGCUGCCAAUGCGGAAUGUGUUUAUGAAGUUAAGCUUCGAUGGGGUGGGAGAGCGUUUAAUCAAUCCAGAUUUGGUGCUUGUAUUUCUGAUGCUGGUGUUUCUAAGGAUAAGGUGAAGAAACUUGACGAUUAUGACAUCGACUUCUUCCCAUUAUUCGCACCAGUCGAUCCGUUCGUCAAUCUUGGCACGUUGGACCGGUCACUCCUUGACCAUUUCAUCAAUGGAACCUCACAUGUCAUAUCAUGUCAUUCCAAAGUACAGGAAGAUGUAUGUCGAGUCAUUGUUCCUGCUGCCCUGCAGAGUCCGACACUGUUCUAUGCCACUGCUGCUCUUUCUGCAAUACACCAAAAAUCGAGACUUGGUUUCGGCAGCGAGAAUCUGAGACAAGAUCCGUUGAUCUCUCGGCUGCUGAGUAACAGCUUAUUCGGUCUUCAAAGCGAUCUACUGGAGAAAGAUGUCAACAAGAGCAGUGUCCUGCUAGCAACCAUACGAACACUCUUCCUCUGCGAAGUCCACGCCGGCGGCGAUCGACCCGGAACCUGGCGCGCCCACUUCGAAGGCGCAAAAGCACUCAUGCUCGACAUCGAAUCUUGGACAGGCUACUCGUCAAAACAAAGAGACAGCACCCGCUACUUCCUCAAACGCUGGUACAACAUGACGGAGAGUUUCGUAGCUCUGACCACCGACGGCCUCGCCUCCGGCCAACUCGCCAGAUUCGGUCCACGCACCCUCUCCGGCGACGAAGAAGAACAGAAAGUCUACCUGGACGAAUACGCAGGCUUUGCCACCGACCUGACACCAAUAUUCCGUGAAAUCGGUGCUGCGGCUUGGGAACGCCGAAACCAUUUUCUGCCUUCCAUUCUGGAAGAAGGAGACUUAGAUGAGGAAGCUGCUUCGUUGGCUACAUGUAUCUGGACACGUCUGGAUGAGCAAAAUCUCAAACCUCCAAAGUUUAGACCCGGUGUUGAGGAACAGUUGUCUCCACGCCAGAAAAACGAUUUCUUGGCUUGUAAUCAGAUUUGGCAUCAUAUGGCGCUGAUAUACAUCUAUCGCCGUAUUUCUUCUCACACGGCUUCGUCGCCGCCGGUGCAGAGUUCUGUAAAGACGAUUUUGGCUUGUGUGGAGGGUCUUACUGCUACAGCUGGUCUUACGCCUUUGGUGGUCAUGACGACGCCGUUGUUUGCUGCUGGUUGCGAAGCUCAAGGCGAAGACCGCGAUCGUGUGAGGGUUUUGCUGUCUAACAUGUUUGAGUUGUUGCAUAUCCCUAAUAUCCACCGCUCGUUGGAAGUGCUCGAGAGCUUCUGGGCUAGCACCGAGAGGGGCGAAACGCAAGAUUGGGACAGUUUUAUGCAUGAUCAACAUUGGGACUUUCUGCCAUAC